Molecule: messenger RNA, 1891 nt
Organism: Sabethes cyaneus
Lineage: Eukaryota; Metazoa; Arthropoda; Insecta; Diptera; Culicidae
Exons: 8
Coding region: 13-1830 (605 amino acids)
Source: RefSeq, a predicted model, not a curated record
CCGGCAAAACAAAUGCAGAAUUUCAAAAUUGAACAUUUACUGAAACUGUUAUACUUUUCUUUAUUUCUAAAACUAGGAAUGGGAUUAAAUGCAGGAUACAGCUGGACCCCGUGGUCCACUGAUCAGGGAACUCCACCAGCCGGUGUAUACGCUGGAAAUGAUGAAGAAGGAUCGCCGAUCUAUAUUGGACGAGCUUAUCAUAAUGGCAAUGAAUUACCAGCAAAAGUGAUCCCUAGCAAACGAGCGGCCUAUGUUUCACAUGAUAAUAAAGACACUUUCAAAUCACAUUUCGAGGUAUUAAGUGGUCAGGGGUUUACUUGGGAGCAUAGCAGUCAUGGACACGUUCCACACGGUGCAGUGCUUUGCGGACAUUCGAAAUCUGGAGAGCCACUGUACAUCGGUCGUGCUCGUCGCGAAGGAAGUCUAAAUCUGGGAAUUAUUAAUCGGUCUCAAGGCGGUUUAUAUGUUUCAGUCGAUGGAGUUGAACGCAAAUGUAUACAUUACGACGUACUGGUUGGCCCACAGACAUCUUACUGGCUACAUCAUGCUGCUGCUGCACCAAUUCCGCCGGGUGCAACGUUAGCCGGAUAUGACAGUGACAACUUUCCGAUCUACGUAGGUCGUGCCUACCACGAAAGAGAUCAGUUGCCGGCUAAGGUAAUUCCGAGUAAGCAGAUUGCCUAUGUAACCCACAAUGGACAGGAAAUUCCGAAAGAUACGUUUGAUGUGCUUUACAACGAGAACGUCGCCUGGAUUCCUUCGGGAUUAGGUAGCAUCCCCCCGAAUGCUGUUUUAGGAGGACACACUUCGGACGAUGAAAGACUUUAUAUUGGUCGUGCCCAUUAUAUGGGGAGUUUAUUACCAGGCAAAGUUGAUCCUAUUCAACAGACGCUGUACAUUUCGUAUGGUGGAAACGAAAUUGCAUUAAAAAAUUAUGAACUGUUAUUUACAAGUGAGAAGGAACAAGGGUACAACUGGAUGCCAUGGUCCGUACAUCAGGGAAUUCCACCAGCCGGUGUCUACGCCGGAAAUGAUCAGGAUGGUUCUCCGAUCUACAUUGGGCGUGCCUACCACGAUGGCGAUCAAUUGCCGGCAAAAGUUAUUCCUAGCAAGCAAGCGGCCUACGUUUCCCACAAUGGACAAGAAAUUUUCAAAUCACACUUUGAGGUAUUAAGCGGUCAGGGAUUUACUUGGGUGCAUAGCAGUAACGGACAUGUACCGGCUGGUGCAGUACUCUGUGGAAAUACUAUAUCUGGAGAGCCUCUGCAUAUCGGCCGUGCUCAUCACGAAGGAAGUCUAACUCCGGGAAAAAUUCAUCGAUCUCAUGGCUGCUUGUAUAUUCCAUUCGGUGGAGCUGAACAAAGUUUUCUACACUAUGAAGUGCUUAUUGGUUCACAGAGAUCCAACUGGUCACAUUGUGCUGCUGGUGCACCACUUCCACCGGGUGCCAUUUUAGCCGGACAUGACAGUGACAGCGCUCCGAUCUAUGUAGGCCGCGCCUAUCACGAAGGAGACCAGCUACCAGCCAAGGUAAUUCCGAGUAAGCAAAUUGCCUAUAUAUGCUACAAUGGACAGGAGAUUCCGAAACAUUCCUUCGAGGUGCUUUGCAACGGAAACGUUACUUGGGUUCCGUCCGGAUUCGGUAGUGUCCCCCCGAAUGCUGUCUUGGGAGGACGCACGUCGACCGGGGAAACGCUUUACGUUGGCCGUGCUCACUACAUGGGAAGUUUGACCCCGGGUAAGGUUCAUCCCAGUCAUCAGACGUUGUACAUUCCGUAUGGCGGUGGUGAAGUACCAAUCAAGAGUUAUGAAGUGCUGAUUGAAAACUAAACAAUAUGAUUGUCGAAUGAUUACAUUUAGUUCUAAAUAAGACAAUGCACAAUAAAAUGCG